AUGCAUCAGAUAGUGGAGAGGAAGGCAGCCCCAAGCAGCUCCAUUCUCAGCCCCAAGCAGCUCCAUCCUCAGCCCCAAGCAGCUACAUCCUCAGCCCCAAACAGCUCCAUUAUCAGCCCCAAGCAGCUCCAUCGUCAGCCCCAAACAGCUCCAUCCUCAGCCCCAAGCAGCUCCAUCCUCAGCACCAAACAGCUACAUUCUCAGCCCCAAGCAGCUCCAUCCUCAGCCCCAAACAGCCCCAGCCACAGCCUAAAACAGCCCCAUUCUCAGCCCCAAACCACCCAAUUCUCAGCCCCAAACAGCCCCGCCUCAGCCCCAAACAGCCCCGCCUCAGCCCCAAACAGCCCCAUCCUUAUUCCCAAACAGCCUCAGCCCUGCCUCAAACCCAAACAGCCCCAUCCUCAACCCAAACAGCCCCAUCCUCAGACCCAAACAGACCCGCCUCAGCCCCACACAGCCUCGCCUCAGCCCCACACAGCCCCGCCUCAGCCCCAAACAGCCCCACCCUCAGCCCCAAACCUCCCUGCCUCAACCCCAACCAGCCCCAUCCUCAGCCCCAAACAGCCCCAUCCUCAGCCCCAAACAGCCCUGCCUCAGCCCCACAAAGCCCCGCCUAAGCCCCAAACAGCCCCAUCCUCAGCCCAAAACAGCCUCAGCCCCGCUACAGCCCCUUCCUCAGCCCCGCCACAGCCCCACCUCAGCCCCAAACAGCCCCAGCCUAAGCCCCAAACAGCCCCAUCAUCAGCCCCAAACAGCCCCAUCAUCAUCCCCAAACAGCCCAGCCUCAGCCCCAAACAACCCCAUCCUCAGCCCCAAACACCCACGUCCUCAGCCCCAAACCGCCCCAUCCUCAGCCCCAAACAGCCCGCCUCAGCCCUAAACAGCCCCAUCCUCAGCCCCAAACAGCCCCGCCUCAGCCCCAAACAGCCCCAUCCUCAGCCCCAAAAGCCCCGCCUCACCCCAAACAGCCCCAUCCUCAGCCCCAAACAGCCCCGCCUCAGCCCCACACAGCCCCGCCUCAGCCCCAAACAGCCCCAUCCUCAGCCCCAAACAGCCUCAGCCUCGCCACAGCCCUGCCUCAGCCCCAAACAGCCCCAGCCUCAGCCCCAAACAGCCCCAUCAUCAGCCCCAAACAGCCCCAUCCUCAACCCCAAACAGCCCUGCCUCAGCCCCAAGCAGCCCAAGCAGCCCCGCCUCAGCCCCAAGCAGCCCCAGCCUCAGCCCCAAACAGCCUCAUCCCCAAACAGCUGCUCCUCAGUCCCAAGCAGCCUCAGUCCCAAACAGCCACGCCUCAGCCCCAAACAGCCCCAUCCUCAGCCCCAAACAGCCCCAUCCUCAGCCAAAACCGCCCCAUCCUCAGCCCCAAACAGCCCCGCCUCAGCCCCAAACAGCCCCAUCCUCAGCCCCAAACAGCCCCGCCUCAGCCCCAAACAGCCCCAGCCUCAGCCCCAAACAACCCCAUUAUCAGCCCCAAACAGCUUCAGCCCCGCCUCAGCCCAAAAUAGCCCCAUCAUCAGCCCCAAACAGCCCCAGCCUCAGCCCCAAACAGCCUCAGCCCCAAACAGCGUCAGCCCCAUUCAGCCUCAGCUGCAAACAGCCGCGCCUCAGUCACAAGCAGCCUCAGGCCCAAACAGCCCCGCCUCAGUCCCAAGCAGCCCCAGCCUCAGCCCCAAACAGCCUCAGCCUCAAACAGCCUCAGCUCCAAACAGCCUCAGCCCCAAAGAGCCCCAGCCCCAAACAGCCCCAGCCUCAGCCCCAAACAGCCCCAGCCUCAGCCCCAAGCACCCCCAGGGCGAGUACUGA
Molecule: messenger RNA, 1803 nt
Organism: Oncorhynchus tshawytscha (Chinook salmon)
Lineage: Eukaryota; Metazoa; Chordata; Actinopteri; Salmoniformes; Salmonidae
Product: nascent polypeptide-associated complex subunit alpha, muscle-specific form-like
Exons: 3
Coding region: 1-1803 (600 amino acids)
Source: RefSeq, a predicted model, not a curated record